This is a messenger RNA of Alternaria atra, 2223 nucleotides long. RefSeq lists its product as uncharacterized. The record is from RefSeq and is a predicted model, not a curated record. Bases 1 to 2223 code for a protein of 740 amino acids. The transcript has a single exon. NCBI's taxonomy places the organism in Eukaryota, Fungi, Ascomycota, Dothideomycetes, Pleosporales, Pleosporaceae.
AUGGCAGGACCAGCACUUCAACUAUUCCCUCCACCUCGUGCUCCAAGACAGACGAGUCCCAAUCGGAGACCAUCUCCACACGCAAAACCAAUAAGUCCAGAGCCAUUGGUACCUGAGAGUGUAGUGAGCACCAAAUCUCCGGUUGACCUCCACGGACUCCUUAUACAGGUCAACUCUGUUCCGGUCUCUCCAUCUAACCCAAUGGCGCCCCCACCGGCCAUCGCAGCUCCACCAAGAGCGCAUAUGCCCAACUCGCAGGCUACAAGAACAGAAACACCAACGGGCAGACUACACUUCGAACCACCUCCUCAGCAAGCCGCCUCCCCACAACUUGAACGUCAAGAAAGCUUUUACCGCACACAAGAACGUUCUGGGCAUGACCAGACCAGCGACCAGCAACGUACCACUAGUCCAGAUCCAACUCGCGCCAUCUCACCAGCAUUCUCUGAAGCCCAGACUCUGGUUCGAGCGAACAGCUCUGCCACACGAUGCAUAUCGCCGCAAGAAGAGAUCCCGAUGCGAUCAAUGUUCCCCGUUUAUGAUCCUACAGUCCCUCUCGGACGUCAACCAUACCAACCAACACAAGCAUCACCAACACAGAUACCCCGAACGCAGAUCAGUCGAUCGCCAUAUUCUUCUGAAUCGUAUGUUCCACAUAGCAACGUUCGGUCGAGCAACUCGUCAGCCCCUCCUCCACCAAAGCCCUUCUUUACGCCAUCCAACCUGCUCGACAAUCUCUGGACAGCUACCAAUGGACAAGAAGAGCCAAAUGUUCAGAUAUAUACAUUGAGGAUGCAUCGAGCAACAGCCUCAAAUCCGACGAUUACAUUUGGUACUACGCCAUCCUUACCGUUCUACUCUGUAGCACAGUCGAAUCUUGCUGGCAACCACGAAAUACCCAGCAUCUUGAACGAAGUGCUCAUUCAACGACACCAUCCCACUCAGCCGCGAGUUCUGCCCAUUGCCCACCUCGAUCUCAUCGCGCCCCCUUCAUUAGAUAACGGGGCUUUUAGUCCACAGCAGCAAGAGGAUACCACCAUGCUUACUAGCAUAUAUCCCAAGCUUGCCGCUCUUCAGGCACUUGAUGCGGCUGCUAACUCUCCUGCUGCCUCACGCAUCGCCCUCUCGGAUCCUGGUGCGCAGUCACCCGCUGCGCAACGGCUGGCUGAGGACGUCCUGGCAGGCACUGCCCAGCGUGAGUGUUGCGCUCUUGCCUGGACAAGGGAUAAUCCUCAACAACAAGCGAAUCCUUGGGCGCAACAUAUGCCGUCAGAAGGGUCGUACCAGCUGCAUCAUCCGACGUUGGGCACGUUUCCUAUCUCCUUAGAAGGCGACUGCUCUGUCAUCAACGCACCUUCGACAAGACCUAUUACAGCGUUCUACGGACAUAACAUGCCCAUGACACCACAAAGUACAGGACGGAAGCCGGCUUGUAUCACUGUACUAAAUCCUUACGUUCUUUCUCCAACGACACCACGGACAAAUGCCUUCUCCCCACUGCCACCGCCCCCGCGGUUAGAUGGUAUGAACCGACCAACGUCCAUGACUCCUUCUGAAAUGUCGGUUGGCCAACUUCCUACAACCACAGACGCGACUGCGGAUGACGCCAUGCUCGCACGUCUCGAUUUCACCAACGACGCUCUUAUCCUCAAUCUUGGUGCCUUGACACGUUUUGGUAACCCCUUCCUGGUUGACGUUGUAACCUCUACGCUCCUGGCGGUUGCAGUGGCGGAAGCUACGCGCGGUCGCAAGACACGUAAUCGAAGUCAAGAGAACUUCGAGCCACCACCACCGAGUUUCACCCUGACACACCAAAAGGAAGAUACGGCGAAAGCGUUCAAAGAUUCCUUCGUCGAGGGCUUCCAAGGUAUCGGCGGAAAGUCGCGACCACCACUCUCCGGUAAAGGGCUGAAGAAGUUUGCCUCCAGCCUGAAAAGUACAACAACGACUCGUAGCGAGAGUGCAAAUGGAAGCUUCGACAAGGACAUUGAGCUCGGAGAGUGGUACGGACAAGACAAGCACACCAAAGCGAAGGAAACAAAAUCCGAGAAGAAGGCGAAGAAGGCGAGUGCUGAUGAUGAAAGUAAACUACCGCUUCUUGCCCGCACAGUCAUUACAGUGUUGACGUUUGCAUUCAAGACUGUGGUGUUUGUACUGAAGAUAGCCUUUAAGAUUGUUGCGGGCGUCGUCGUUAUGAUUACGAGAAAUUUUAGCAAAUUGUGA